AUGAUGAUGAAAAGGAAGAGGAAAUUUAAGGAACAACAAACGGUGCAAAACCGUCCAAGAACCAGAUCUAGAAAAGAAGUCGAAGUUAACACUAUUGAAAGUGUAAAGAAUGUAGUUGCUGAUGACGAGGCUGAGAUUGAGAAGGAAGAUAAAAAAUUCAAUGACGUGGAUGAGAGUGACAAUGAAAGAGAGGAAUUUGAUAGAGGCGCCGAUCACAAGGAUGAUGGUGGAAAGGAAGGAGAUAAAGUGGAUGUAGGUGAACAGGACAAGGCUGAUGGUGAGAAAGUUAGAAAUGAAUUGAAUGUAGAUGAAGAGGACAAGGCUGAUGGUGAGAAAGUUGGAAAUGAAUUGAAUGUAGGUGAAGAGGACAAGGCUGAUGGUGAGAAAGAUGGAAAUGAAUUGAACGUAGGCGAAGAGGACAAGGUUGAUGGUGAGAAAGAUGGAAAUGAAUUGAAUGUAGGUGAAGAGGACAAGGCUGAUGGUGAGAAAGAUGGAGAUGAAGUGGAUUUAGUUGAAGAUAACAAGGCUUAUGGUGAAAGGGAUGGAGAUGGUGUGGUUGCAGUUGAAGAGGAAAAGGUUAAUGGUGAAAGAGAUGGAGAUGGAGUGGUUGCAGUUGAAGAGGAAAAGGCUGAUAGUGAGAACGAAGAAUAA
This is a messenger RNA of Lycium barbarum (goji berry), 651 nucleotides long. Its product is annotated as DEK domain-containing chromatin-associated protein 3-like. The coding region runs from base 1 to 651 and encodes 216 amino acids. The transcript has a single exon. The record is from RefSeq and is a predicted model, not a curated record. Lineage: Eukaryota; Viridiplantae; Streptophyta; Magnoliopsida; Solanales; Solanaceae.